Molecule: messenger RNA, 1747 nt
Organism: Anopheles aquasalis
Lineage: Eukaryota; Metazoa; Arthropoda; Insecta; Diptera; Culicidae
Molecular function (GO): protein binding
Source: RefSeq, a predicted model, not a curated record
AGUGUUCCGUGAAGGUAUUGAUCAAAUACCUGGACCGUGGAGGGCUGCGACUAGACGCUGAACGGAUAUCGUUGAAGAACUCACCAGCACGAUGAUGGAACUAUCGGAUCUUCCGAACGAGCUUUUAGGCAAAAUCUUUUCCCAGUUACCGGUGGAUGAACUGGUGACGGUUUCGCUGGUCUGUACGGCCUGGAGUGACAUAAUCCGUAGCUUCAUCCUACCGAAGCAUGCCGUCCUGCACUUACGCCCUGUGCACCCCGUCACCCACCAGCUGGUCCCUAUGGAAGCGCUACUCAUGGAGCAGAGCAUCAAGCCGUACCCAAAGUGUCACGUGAAGCUUACUAUUCCCAACGGAGAUCUACCGCAAUCGACGGAGUUCCAGGAGUAUUUCCGUCGACAGGGUAAUAGCUUGAAGUCUUUGGCUCUUCAGCUGCCAGAGCUGAGCGAGGAUGUGCUACAAGUAUUUCCGACACUUUCCACCUUGGAGAAGCUGUGCCUGACGAGCGAAUCGGGCUCGGCUUAUGGUGUCAUUCCGGGAAACCUGGCCACAGGGUUACGCUCGCUCAAGUGUCUCCGCCAUUUGAAGCUCCAUCUGCCGACUCAUUCUAUCUUGCGCAGUCUUUCGAUGUUACAAGCUGCUCCUCUGGUGUCACUGACGUUCGAACGGUUCGAGAUGGAACUGCAUCACCUGCGGGUACUGCUGAACGAUCAUCAGGGGACAUUGCGUGAGCUGACGGUGCGUGUAGAGGAGAUGAAACCCCUGCUCGCGCUGCUUAACUCCUACGAGAAGCUGAGUCUCGUUAAACUAAACCUCAAAUCCGGUGGCAAUGAGGAUGAUUUCUCUGCUGCAUUGAUUGAGCUGUACGAUCGGCAAUCGGCACAGCUUCGUUCGUUGACGAUUGGUUCGGAGUUAUCGCUCCGUGCCGUUGAUGCCAUACCCAAGAAGCUACCGGAUCUCCAGGAACUGGACAUUAUUGCCGAGAGCAUUAACAAUUGUCGGGCGUUCGGUGAGAUGCGCCAUCUGCGGCGGCUCACGAUGUGCCUGUAUGAUGUGCGUGCUUGGGAUGAAACGGUGGCCAUCGAAAGUGUCAGCGACCUCUCGCUGGCCGUCACAUUUCCGCUAAUUUCGCCCGCCAUCUUUUGUUCCUUUCCCAAUCUACACCGGUUGUAUCUGGAGGACGUUGACGACGAGACGCUUAUGCGAGACAUUGUCGUCGUGCGCACGCUGAUGCAGAAGAUGGCCAAAGUUCGGGUGCUGGAUUUGGAGAACUUUGUAUUUCGCGAGCGUGAAAUACUGAACGACGGUGUACUGCGGUUCGAAGAGAUGGAAAACCUGGAGUGUUUGAAGUACAGCUGCCGCGAUAUGUCGGAUGCGUCGCUACUGACCUUCACGCUGCCGAACCUGCGCGAGCUGUGCCUUACCCACUGUCCGAAUGUUACGUUCAAAGGAGUGUCCUUUUUGGUACGAAACUGUCCACUGCUCGAGCGGUUGCAUCUGGAGUCGAACAAGCAUGAACUGCGUGAUGAUAGCAUUGGAUUGAUCACCCGGAAGCUGGUCCGUUUGCGAGGAUUGGUGCUGGUGAAUCUACGUGCACUGACCAAUGCGUCCGUAGAGGCGAUCAUUGAGAAUUGUUUCUACUUACAGGACUUGACUGUAACUCAUUGCGUUGGCAUUACGUUGGAUAAGGGGGAAGCGAUUGCGAAGCUAUCCGUUGUUAGUUCGUUAAAAAAUCUCGUCUAUUCGUAA